Molecule: messenger RNA, 453 nt
Organism: Staurois parvus
Lineage: Eukaryota; Metazoa; Chordata; Amphibia; Anura; Ranidae
Source: the annotation of a GenBank genome assembly
GCAGACAGUUGGACAACUUCUGUGCACUGUGUGCUUCAGCAUGUGCUGACCCUGCUCUGUGAUUUUACGUGGCCCUACCGCUUCGUGGCUAUUUUGCUGUUGUACCCAGUUGCUUUCCACUUUGUUAUAAUACCACAACAGUUGACCAUGGAAUAUUUAGUAGUAAGGAAAUGUUACGGAUGGACUUAUUGCACAUGUAGCAACCCUAUCACGAUACCACGCUUGAAUUUCACUGAGCUCCUGAGAGCGACCCAUUCUUUCACAAAUGUUUGUAGAAGCAAUCUGCAUGCUAGGUGCUUAAUUUUAUACACCUGUGGCCAUGGAGGUGACUGGAACACUUGAGUCCAAUGAUUUGGAGAGGGGUGUCCCAAUACUUUUGGCAAUAUAGUAUAUAUAUAUAUAUCUUUUUGUAUGUGGGCUUGUUGGCAGAUGUAGUUCCUACUCCACCCAGCA